Molecule: messenger RNA, 806 nt
Organism: Cicer arietinum (chickpea)
Lineage: Eukaryota; Viridiplantae; Streptophyta; Magnoliopsida; Fabales; Fabaceae
Source: RefSeq, a predicted model, not a curated record
CGCACGCAGUUUCGCUGUUUUCCAACUAAUAAAAGCUACAAAUAGCUUCAACACACACAAAAGGCGCGACUUAGAACCAAAUUUGACUCCUUCACUAAAUUUCCAAAUUUCAAAGAAAAUAAUUAUUCAUGGGUAAUUGUGCUUCCUUCGAUUCUACGCAGCAGGAAGAUACAGCAAAGGUUGUUAUACACGACGGUACGAUGCAAGAAUUCUCCUACCCGGUUAAGGUUUCUUAUCUUUUACAAUUAUACCCAUCGUGUUUCAUUUGCGAUUCUGACGAAUUGCAAUUCGACGACGUCGUUUUACCCAUGCCAGAAGAUGAGGUCUUGAGUCUCGGUCAACUUUAUUUUGCUUUGCCGUUGACUCGCUUGAAACGCCCUUUACAGGCGGUGGAGAUUGCUGCGUUGGCCGUGAAAGCUAACUCCGCGCUUAAUAGGACUGGUACCGUCGGAGACAAAUGUGGGUUUCGUCGGAAACAGAUUGUCAUGUUUUCGGGAGAAGGGAAAGGUAAGCCUUGCCGGAGAGUGGUGCCGGAAACUGGAAAUAAUGUUGCUGUUAGUAUUGUAAGGUCGAGAAGUGGAAGACGGAGUAAUUUUGGCGGUGGUAGGGGGAAGUUUAUGGCGGCGUUGAGUGCUAUACCGGAGUAGGGAUAGUUUCGGAAUAAAAUAUGUCCGUUGGUAAUUAAUUUCUGUUGUAUAUAUUCUCCAAAAAAAAAAUAUUAUUUAAUUUUUAACAUGGUAAAGAUCUUUGUGUUCUUUAACGAGUAAAAGGGAUUUAGCUGAGUCAGAACCACUGUUUUUUAUUUA